Messenger RNA from Manis pentadactyla (Chinese pangolin), 2144 nucleotides. It is a transcript of the gene PDSS2, whose product is annotated as decaprenyl diphosphate synthase subunit 2. NCBI's taxonomy places the organism in Eukaryota, Metazoa, Chordata, Mammalia, Pholidota, Manidae. The transcript has 8 exons. Gene Ontology annotation, biological process: isoprenoid biosynthetic process; ubiquinone biosynthetic process. Bases 296 to 1495 code for a protein of 399 amino acids. The record is from RefSeq and is a predicted model, not a curated record. Gene Ontology annotation, molecular function: prenyltransferase activity. Gene Ontology annotation, cellular component: transferase complex; mitochondrion.
UGCGGCAGGCCGCAUUCCACGCUGCCAAUAUGGCGCCCCCCAUGUGGGCAGUCCCAGUGGUUUCUACCCGGAUUGCCGGGGGGCAGUGCUGAGCUGGGGUGCUGUCUGUUGAACCCAGGCUUCAGAAAGCUGCAGCUACAAUCCGUUUCUGGUUCAGCUCCAGGAACCCACUCUCCUCCGAGGGGCAGGAGCCGCCGCCUGCUCCUAGUCCCUGCAAGCUCCCGCUGUGCCCCUGGCUUGUCUUCCGUGCCACCGCCGGACUCCCCCAGGUCCCUGACACUCCCAGGCUCACACCAUGAGUCUUCGGCAGCUGCUGUUGCGCUUGCCCCGUUAUCUCGGGUCCUCGGGGCCCCCGCGUCGUUUGGGGUCCCAGUCCCUCGACCCUGUCUGUUCGGUGGGCUCCUGGCACGGUCAGUUCCCCCGGUCCCCGGCCCAUUGGAAGCAGGUGGUGUCCGAGGCGGAGAAGAUCGUGGGCUAUCCCACGUCCUUCAUGAGCCUGCGCUGCCUGCUGAGCGACGAGCUCAGCAACAUCGCUGUGCAGGUGCGGAAGCUGGUGGGGACGCAGCACCCUCUGCUUUCCACAGCCAGGGGGCUGGUCCAGGACAGCCAGAACAGCCUGCAGCUCAGGGGCCUGGUGGUGCUCUUGAUCUCCAAGGCGGCCGGGCCCGGCAGUGCGAGUGCUUCGCGUCACACCUAUGACAUGGUCAGCGGGAUCUACUCAUGUCAAAGAAGUUUGGCAGAGAUUACAGAACUUAUCCAUACUGCUCUCCUUGUGCAUCGUGGGAUAGUAAAUUUAAAUGAACUGCAAUCUUCCGAUGGGCCACUGAAAGACAUGCAGUUUGGAAAUAAAGUAGCUAUCCUGAGUGGAGACUUCCUUCUAGCAAAUGCCUGCAACGGACUAGCUCUGCUACAGAACACCAAGGUUGUGGAACUGUUAGCAAGUGCUCUCAUGGACUUGGUACAAGGCGUAUACCAUGAAAAUUCCACUUUAGCCAAGAAAAAUUGUAUUACCGAUGAUAUUGGUAUAGCGACUUGGAAGGAGCAGGCAUUUCUCUCCCACGGUGCCUUGCUAGCAAAGAGCUGCCGGGCUGCAAUGGAACUAGCAAAGCAUGGUGCUGAGGUCCAGGACAUGGCCUUCCAGUAUGGGGAGCACAUGGCCAUGAGUCAUAAGAUACAUUCUGAUCUCCAGCCUUUUGUUAGAGAAAAGACCAGCGACUAUAUGACUUUCAAUCUAAAUUCAGCUCCUGUAAUCUUACACCAGGAGCUUCUUGGAAGAGAUUUGUGGAUUAAGCAGAUCAGAGAGGCUCAAGAGAAAGGAAGAUUAAACUAUGCUAAGUUGCGAGAAACGGUCAAAGCUGGCAAAGGUGUGACUUCAGCUAUUGACCUGUGUCGUCACCAUGGAAACAAGGCCCUCUCGGCCCUGGAGAGCUUUCCUCCCUCGGAGGCCAGAUCCGCUUUACAAAACAUGGUGUUUGCUGUGACCAGAUUUUCGUGACACCAAAUUAAAAAGACACUGCUGUUCAGGAGCUGAAAAAACUGGGAACAAGGUGAUCGGGAGGGCUUCCGCGACGAAAUGCCUGAAUGUGUUAAUGACUUUAAAAACAUAUACUAUUUUUUCCUUCCUUUUAUCACAUUGCUAAAUGAGUACUGACUCCUUUUUGGAACUGCUGCAAACAAAAUCAGAAGGGAAAAGGUCAAGCAGCAUUCGCUUGUCAUGCCAGGAGCGCUCCGGAGGCCGUGGGGGCAGAAAUAAUUCAUGAGAUUCGCUCUUGUGACCUCAGCAAAUGGACAGGAAAUAAGUCCUUAUUGAUUGAACUGAACCAGCGAUGGCUCCAGGGCGGCGGCCUGUGGUUUUCCUUCCAGAGAGGACAGAGCAGGCUGGAGGCUCCGGGUGUCAGGAGAGGCACUACCGGUGCCGGCCAGGGGGACUGUCAGAUCCAAGACUUGUGACCAGUUUCUCAUCACGGAGUACUUCAGUGAUUAAGAAAAAUGUGCCUCGUCUCCUUGCCAUGUCUGUGUGUUUGUAGAUACGGUAUGAAUAUACUUGGUGCUUCCUGGUUUUCAUAAGAUUGGGGGGGAGAAAAAAUACUGAAAAAAAUAAUGCCAAAUAUUGGAAGCAGGAAUUAAAAGUUAUCAAAUGUGAA